GUUGUGAUCGAGAAAUAAGAACUGGUAAAACUCGAGAUCUUAAUAAAUAUAUGAAUUUAAAUAGAAACCUUCAUAAAGGUCAAUGUUUACCAGCUUUGCGUUUAAUACAAAACCCAGUUCCAUUAUCAAAACCAGGAAUUAAAAAUAAUAAAAAGAUUAGGUCAAAACCUAUACCAAAGACAGAUAAAGAAUGGUUUGAUUUAAUGAAAUCGAAUAAUGACAAUAAAGGUAGUGAACCCAGUGAUUCAGAAUAUAAUAUAGCAGAUGAAGAUCCAGAUAUUUAUUUUAAGAAAAUUGUAGAUCCAUAUAUUAAUAGAAUAUCAGAAGCUGAAAAAUUUAAUAAAGGUGAAGUAUGUGAUUAUUACACAUCUGUUCCCAAAGAAUAUUUUGCUGAAGCACAUAUAAAGAAAAUUACACCAGAAUCUCAAGAGCCAAUAUUAAAAACAAUUUCAUUCAAACAAAAUACAAUAGAAAUUAUAAGAGAAGAUCAAAUUAAUGCAAGUAUAGAAAAAGGAUAUAAUGAAAUUAUAGAUGAAAUAAAAGAUGAGGCAUUACAAGAAUCUGGAUGGUCAUUUGUCCGAGCAGAAGAGGUAUUUCUUGAAAUAAGUGCAUUCAGACUAUUGCAAGGUAGUAGUUAUCUACCUUUACCAAAAGCUUUAGAUAAGCCACAACUAGGAAUAAUUAAUCUACAAAAUAGGGAUGAUAAUGAGUGUUUUAAAUGGUGUAUAAGUGCAUAUCACACAAGAGAGGAAGCAAUAAAAGCUAAUAGAAAGCCACUACAUCUUAAUGAAAUCCGGAGACUUAGACGAAAUGCAAAUAUAGCAAAUUUUGAAG
This is a messenger RNA of Dentiscutata erythropus, 834 nucleotides long. NCBI's taxonomy places the organism in Eukaryota, Fungi, Glomeromycota, Glomeromycetes, Diversisporales, Gigasporaceae. The record is from the annotation of a GenBank genome assembly.